UUCAAUUCUUUCAUAAUUUUUGCUCGGUGCUGUGUGCCGUUCUUAGAUGUCAGUCUGAUUUCCUCGCUUUUCGCGGUGUGACUCGUGGUUCGGGGCCCUUUGAAAAAGCGUAAGCAGCUGUUUCCCCCCCGUGAUUAUUGUGAUUGUGUAAGUCCUUCGAGGCUAUAUUUCAAAGGGCAGUCAGCGGUGAUAAUUAAAUGCUAGUGUUACUUCCGGUGUUACAGUUCUUGAGUGUAAUUUUAGUUUAGUUCCUCUGAUUUUCUAUUGCGUUUGAACUCGGGCUUCCGUGUGCUCGACGUGUUCUGAAUAGUCAGUGUGAAAAUCGAUUGAUUUGCUGAGCGAUUUUUUAUCUUCCGGACACAAUCAUACUGGAGAAAAAUGUCGCAAGUGGCUGUGAAUGGAGAGAUUGGUGCUCAAAUCAAUCACGAGGAAAUGCAUCAACGCCGCUUAAAUCCGGACCUCUCGAAGGUGACGGUUGUCCUUGGCGCUCAGUGGGGCGAUGAGGGCAAGGGAAAAGUGGUAGACAUGCUGGCCACUGAAGCGGACAUCGUCUGUCGCUGCCAGGGAGGAAACAACGCCGGACACACUGUUGUGGUGGACGGCAAAGCUUUCGAUUUCCACCUGCUGCCCAGUGGUAUAAUCAAUGAAAAAUGCAAAUCAGUUAUCGGUAACGGUGUGGUUAUCCACCUUCCCGGACUGUUCGAGGAGCUGGCAAAAAAUGAGGCGAAAGGACUCACCAACUGGGAGAACCGGUUGAUCAUUUCCAAUCGCGCCCAUCUGGUGUUCGAUUUGCACCAGCAGGUCGAUGGUCUGCAGGAGGCCGAGAAGGGAGGCAAAUCGCUGGGUACCACCAAGAAAGGCAUCGGUCCGUGUUACUCGAGCAAAGCCACUCGCAAUGGGAUCAGGGUUUCCGAUUUGCUCGGAGAUUUCAAGAUCUUCAGUGAGAAAUUCGAGUCUCUUGUGAAUAUGUACAAACGUCUUUUCCCCAGUUUCGACGUCGACAUCGCUGCUGAACUGGCCAGAUACCGCGAGUAUGCCGAACGUUUGCGGCCACUAGUACGUGAUACGGUUUCCUUCUUGCAUACGUCCCUCAAGGAACACAAAACUGUCCUGGUGGAGGGUGCCAAUGCUGCUAUGUUAGAUAUUGAUUUUGGUACCUAUCCAUACGUAACCAGCAGCAAUUGCAGUAUCGGUGGGGUGCUUACUGGUUUGGGUUUGCCUCCACAAACCAUCGGCGAAGUUAUUGGCGUGGUGAAGGCCUACACCACUCGUGUUGGUGAUGGACCGUUUCCAACUGAGCUGCACGAUGAAAUUGGCUCACUGCUGCAAAAGCGUGGCGGUGAGAUCGGUGUUACCACCCAGCGAGUGCGCAGAUGUGGCUGGCUAGAUUUGGCUCUGCUGCGGUACACGGCCAUAGUGAACGGCUACACAUCGAUCUGUCUAACCAAGCUGGACAUUUUGGAUACGCUCAAGGAAAUCAAGGUGGCUGUGAGUUACAACCUGAACGGCGAACUAAUCGACUACUUCCCGGGCUCGAUCAGCGACCUUGGACAGGUCGAAGUCAAUUACAUCACGGUGCCCGGUUGGCUCAAGUCGACGGAGAACGUGCGCGAAUUCAGCGAGCUUCCACCGGAGGCACAAGACUACGUCCGGUUAAUCGAGAAAAACUUGGGCAUACCGGUGAGGUGGAUUGGUGUUGGUAAGGGUCGCGAAUCGAUUAUCAACGUGAGGGACUAAUACUGAGAAGAGAUGACAUGAUAAUGAUGUAUGUGUCUUUUUUGUUACAAUACGCUUUGUGGUAAUUCUGGGGAUUUAUUAGCAGACGGGACAGAGUUGAGUUGUAUUACUUGAGAGCCGGAAUAAUCCUAGCCGCUACAUAUGGAAGUAGCGUAGCCAUAGAUGAUCUUAUACACUAGUGUUAAUUAUUACAAAGGAAGCGAACUUUUGAACACCAAAUUCUAAUGGAACACAAUAUCAGCUUUCGAAACAAUUAAACAGGUCAGAUGCCGGUUUUAAAAAUAUCCCCCUCAAUUAUGUGUAGUAUAAUAAUUGUACAUUUUUUGAAACUUACAUUAACUUUUCUCGAUGAUACGACCUAAAUCGUUACUACUGUUGUGUUGAUGGUAACAGCGCAAGCUGUUAUUAUGAUUGGACAAAUACUUAAUUAACUGUACAGUACAGUGUUAUCGCACAAAUGAAAUAAAAAAUAGCCUAGUAUUGAGGCCCUGAGGUAAAUAUAAUCGACCGAGAACAGAAUGUUAAGAAUUACUAUUUAGCUAGGUUGUAUAUUGAUGAAAAACAGAACUGUACACAUAUUCAAAAUGCUAUUAAGCCGCUCUUUGUUUGCAAGCUGACAACAGAUGAUAAUACACAUACUGAAAAAAUCUUGGUUUUCCACGGUUGACGAAUGGAAUGUCGUGCUUGGAAGUAUCUUGGACAAAUGAAAGCAUUUGUCGUUUUUUGUUAUUACCAGGCAAAAAAAAACCAGCUAGUGAAAUUUUUGUUCUACUAUUCAUCAUUUCAAGAUAAUGCAAGUCGAGCGUGCUUUAUGUUGAUGCGUAUUGUAAAAUAAACUAGGUUAAUUAGUUUAA
Toxorhynchites rutilus septentrionalis is the source of this 2591-nucleotide messenger RNA. RefSeq names its product adenylosuccinate synthetase (gene Adss). Gene Ontology annotation, biological process: 'de novo' AMP biosynthetic process; IMP metabolic process. Gene Ontology annotation, cellular component: cytoplasm. Gene Ontology annotation, molecular function: adenylosuccinate synthase activity; GTP binding. The record is from RefSeq and is a predicted model, not a curated record. Bases 379 to 1737 code for a protein of 452 amino acids. Lineage: Eukaryota; Metazoa; Arthropoda; Insecta; Diptera; Culicidae. The transcript is spliced from 8 exons.